Molecule: messenger RNA, 1454 nt
Organism: Triplophysa dalaica
Lineage: Eukaryota; Metazoa; Chordata; Actinopteri; Cypriniformes; Nemacheilidae
Gene: arl4d
Product: ADP-ribosylation factor-like 4D
Exons: 2
Coding region: 280-882 (200 amino acids)
Biological process (GO): vesicle-mediated transport; intracellular protein transport
Cellular component (GO): cytoplasm
Molecular function (GO): GTPase activity; GTP binding
Source: RefSeq, a predicted model, not a curated record
UUGUGCGCUCAGCUCCACUUUCAUCUCUCUCGGGUCACUGGCAUCGGAGCGGAGAUAGACUCAGGAAAAUGAUCGUUGUUUUGAGUCGCUUGGAUGGUGUUUUUAUUGUGAGAAAUGGAAAAGUUGGCUGUUACGAUAUAAACACAUUUUAGGAUCAGCUCGGUGUCUCCAUCUAUACAGCCCCUCUGUCUGCCUUCAGUACCUUUGAAGUAGGUGCAAAUGCCAAACAAUUAAAGCAAAUCUGCUGCUCUUUACAAGAGGGUGAGAAACCAAGUUGCCAUGGGAAACCAGUUAACCGAGAUUGCCCCCAACACACCGUUCCUGCCUAACUUCCAGUCCCUGCACAUUGUGGUCAUUGGUCUGGACUCUGCUGGUAAAACCUCGCUUCUCUACAGACUGAAGCUUAAGGAAUUUGUCGAAACUAUCCCAACCAAGGGAUUUAACACUGAGAAGAUAAAAGUUCCGGUCGGCAAUGGCCGUGCCAUGACCUUCCAGGUGUGGGACGUAGGCGGUCAGGAAAAACUUCGGCCACUUUGGAAGUCCUACACGCGGCGCACGGACGGCAUGGUUUUUGUUGUGGACUCCACAGAGGUGGAACGCAUGGAGGAGGCUAAGGUGGAAUUGCACAAGAUCACACGGACGUCAGAGAAUCAAGGAGUGCCAGUACUGGUUUUGGCUAAUAAACAGGACGUUCCAGUUGCGCUGGGUGUAUCUGAUGUGGCAAAGGUUUUGGCUGUGCACGAACUGAGCUCCUCCACCCUACACCAUGUAGAGGGAUGCAGCGCAGUCGAUGGGCAGGGGCUACAGAUGGGUUUGGAAAAACUGUACGAAAUGAUCCUCAAAAGAAAGAAAAUGUUGAAGAACAGCAAAAAGAAAAGAUGAGCAAUGGAGGCCAUGGUUGUUUUACUGUGAAGCUCCUCAGUGGACCCUGUAUUGUCGUCAGAUUUUGCAGCGAAUCCCUGAAUGAAGAAAAUGCUCCAGAUGGCCCAGUGGUCGGGAGAAAACAGAUUUGACCUUUAUGUGUCACACAGUAUUAAACUGCUUUCUUCCAUGUCUAACAAUUGCAGCGACCCUUUGUAAUCAAGGAAUAUGUGAUAGCAUUGAGGCUGAAGUAUCAACAGAAUCAAGCCUACGUCUUUUACGUAGUUUCUUUAUCCAAGAAAGAGACUUUGCAAUUCAUUGAAUUUAUGUCAGAAAAGCGUCACAGAAUAACAGAUUUUCUCAUACGUUAAAUUGUUCGUCGGUGCCGAUAUAAUAAAGGGCCAAUAAACAUGUUCACACUAUAUUAGCUGUGAAACUGAAGUCUUAAGAACAUUACUAAGGUUCACUGUUCACAUUUGUAAGAUCUGAGUUUUAAUUUGAACAUUUUUGUUUUUAAAUGCUGUAAAUAGUUUUUGUAAUGCUGUAGAAUUGAUAAUAAAUUAUAGAUGGCUUUGAUACAAUUCGUCCUUUAG